Schistocerca piceifrons (Central American locust) is the source of this 982-nucleotide messenger RNA. RefSeq lists its product as uncharacterized. The coding region runs from base 164 to 721 and encodes 185 amino acids. The transcript is spliced from 6 exons. NCBI's taxonomy places the organism in Eukaryota, Metazoa, Arthropoda, Insecta, Orthoptera, Acrididae. The record is from RefSeq and is a predicted model, not a curated record.
AGAAGUUAGCAGUCGACAACUCCGGAAAGAGCGCGAAGUUGCGAAUAUUCUCCUGUUGUGAUUUGCGUCGACAACUUGGGAAAGAGUGCGAAGCUGCGAAUAUUCGCCUUGUGAUUUCCGGUAAAUCUUCGCUAAUACUCCAGAGGCAUCUGUAUCUGCUGUUAUGGAAAGGGAAACAACAGUUUCUGUGAAACUGGAGGCAAAAGAUGAGGUGCUUAUGGUACCAAGGACAAUGGUAUUGAGGUCCGCUGCCAUGGAAAGCAGAGGAACGGUUUCUGUGAAAUGUGAACCAACAGAUGAGAUACUUACGGUACCACGGGCUUUGGUUAAUGGGCACUACGAACCAGCAUGUCACCUGUGUGGUUGUGCGGAACGUGACAUAGAAGAGGCUCUCAGGCUGGGAAAGGAAGCCAGUGACAUCAGUGCUGAUGUACUGCUGGCCAACAUGCACAUCAAGAAAGAACAAGAGGACAUCAGUGAUCAAAAGGUGAACCUGUCACAGGAGCCACCUUCAUCUGGAAGCCCACCAACUGCAAUGCCCACUACAGGGAAAAAGAGAUGUGGUCGAACUCGGGAGAGAACAUCGUGGACGAAAAAGAGGUCUCAGUUAGCAGAUAUUGUGUCCCAGUACUUGCAGGCUGAUGACUCUAUCCUUGACAAUGAUGCCAAAGUGUGGGUUUCGGGAUUCAGGCAGUUACUGAUAACGAACAAAAGGACAUAGCAAAAAAAAUUAUUUCGAAUGUACUCUUUUUGACAAAGAGGAGGAAAUUAAGUUGUCGUUCCCAAAUUUUUACGCCUCACUCAAAUCCGUAUAUGCACGUAAUGCAAUUUUCACCACAGUUUCCACUCCCAUACGAUGCAACACAAUAGGAUCACAAUAAUAGAAUAUACGAAACAGGCGCGUAUCAACAAGUUACACAACUGCAACCCCGUGGAAGAACAUUUGAUGGAGGCGCAUGUAAGCCAUCUACAAGUGAUAGUC